UUGUGAUUGCUAAGACUUCUAUGGAUUUAAAUGAUGGAGAGGUUAUAACUGAAGGAACUAAAUUCAUUACUUAUGUUGAUUUAUUUGGUGGAGAAUAUUCGUCUGAAGAUUUAGUUUGUAUAGUAUAUGGACUAGACCCUCUAUUUGAUGAUGAGAGUUAUGAAUUUGAGACAGAUAUAGAUGGAACAAUAAUUGAAAAGAAAAAAGCUUUUAAUAAAAAUGUAGUAAAAUAUUUGAAUCAAAGAGAAUUACACAAAGUGUCUAAUGCGAAUUUAUAUAAUGAUUGGCAGAAAUGGUUUAAGUAUGGCGGAAAAUAUUAUAUGUUAGGGAAAGGUGGAAAAGCAUAUGAUAUGAACAUAAACAAAUACAGUGAAUAUCGCCGAUCCGCAAUCGCCACAGGAAAUUCAAAGUUAGACAAUUAA
Molecule: messenger RNA, 422 nt
Organism: Meloidogyne enterolobii
Lineage: Eukaryota; Metazoa; Nematoda; Chromadorea; Rhabditida; Meloidogynidae
Source: the annotation of a GenBank genome assembly